UUUUAAACUGAUAUCCAGUUUUUCCUCACAACUUAAAUGAAUAAGCUCCACGAAUACUUUGUGCAGAUCGUGGUUCAAAGUCUUUCGAUUGAUUUACACUCACUAAGAAGCUAGCUGCUAAGAAGCAUUAGUCCAUUCAUGUCAUCUUCCAGUGCACCUCAUUGAAACUAAUUUAGUUCAUUAUUUUACUAGAAGCUCCAGUAGACUUCCACAAAAUCAAUUACAUCGAAGGUUCUCUGAAAUUUUGGUAAGAUGGCUGUGCUGCCAAUAAAAUUUACCAAAACCAAGAGAGACAAACUGGCCCAGGUUUUGUGGGUACUAAACUGGAUAUCCGUCGUCACGGGUAUCAUCCUCUUUAGCUUGGGCAUCUUUCUAAAAAUUGAAAUUAACAAGCGGCAGGAUUUAAUGGCUGAGAGUCGGCUCCAAUCCGUGCCAAACAUGUUGAUCGCCGUGGGACUCAUAGCCUGCGUGAUUAACUUUUUGGGAGGAAAGAUCUGCUAUGACUGUGUGGACACCAACAAGUUUUUACGCUGGAAGUUGGUGAUGCUCCCAUACAUCAUUUGCACGUUUUUCUUCACUCUGAGUGUGCUGGUGGGAGCCUUGAUGUGCUACAGCAUGCACGGACAGCUGGAGGAAGCGCUAACACUGGGGCUACGGGAUGCUAUUCGUUACUAUAAGGACACGGACACGCCAGGCCGCUGCUUCUUGAAGCAUACAGUGGACCAGCUGCAGAUCCAGUUUCAAUGCUGUGGGAAUGAGGGCUACAGAGACUGGUUCCAGAUCCAGUGGGUCAGCAACCGAUAUUUGGACAUGUCACAACGGGAAGUGGUAGAUCGUCUACGAAGCAACGUUGAGGGAAAAUACCUAAUGGACGGAGUUCCUUUCAGCUGCUGCAAUGUCAACUCUCCUCGGCCGUGCAUUCAGUACCAAAUCACCAAUAACUCCGCCCACUUUAAUUACGACUACCAGACAGAGGAGCUCAAUCUGUGGAUGCGAGGAUGUCGUCAGGCUCUGCUAGAUUAUUACACCAACAUCAUGCAUUCAGUCGGCCUCACGGUUCUGAUCAUCUGGCUCUUUGAGCUCUCCGUGUUAACGGGGGUCCGCUACCUCCAAACGUCUCUGGAGAACGUGCUACGGCAGGGGGAACCCGAGUGCGAGUCAGACGGGUGGCUCCUGGAGAACAGCUUCGUGGAGACGGCUCGCUCUAAUUUCAACAUCAUCAAACACCUGGGCAAGUUCAAUCAGAUCAACAUAUCAAGCAGUGAAGAUCCAAACAUAGACAAACCACCUACGGCACACUACGGUCCAGACAACGUGCCUCCAAAGCCUCUUCCAACGACCAGUUAGGUCUUCAGAAACGUUACACAAGCCACGGAGGACUGGACUCUGAUGCUGUAUAACUAAAAAAUGGUGAAAAUGGUU
Molecule: messenger RNA, 1422 nt
Organism: Puntigrus tetrazona (Sumatra barb)
Lineage: Eukaryota; Metazoa; Chordata; Actinopteri; Cypriniformes; Cyprinidae
Gene: prph2la
Product: peripherin 2-like a
Exons: 3
Coding region: 253-1347 (364 amino acids)
Biological process (GO): visual perception
Cellular component (GO): membrane
Source: RefSeq, a predicted model, not a curated record